Candidozyma haemuli is the source of this 1713-nucleotide messenger RNA. RefSeq lists its product as uncharacterized. Gene Ontology annotation, biological process: transmembrane transport. The record is from RefSeq and is a predicted model, not a curated record. Lineage: Eukaryota; Fungi; Ascomycota; Pichiomycetes; Serinales; Metschnikowiaceae. Gene Ontology annotation, molecular function: transmembrane transporter activity. The transcript has a single exon. The coding region runs from base 1 to 1713 and encodes 570 amino acids.
AUGGAGAGAGAAAUAUCCCGUAUCAGGACUCACAUAUCGCGGAUUGAGACAAACCGUGCUAUGGAGCAACAGGUCCAGUUCGAAAACCACGAAAGCUCGUCUGGCGACAAUACCGUUCGUCCUUCGAGUUUGAACGGUUUCGAGAAACCCGGCCAGGAAAUGGUCGAGGACACUGGUCCUGUUUCGCUUCCUCAAAGAAGGAAAAAGGUCAAGCUUCCUGGUCUUGUGCUUGAAGACGGUAGACGUCAACUCAGACCCAAGGACUGUUACGACAAGUUGGGUUACAAGUUCCCCUGGUAUAGAAAAUGGACCAUUUUGACGGUUAUCUUUGCCGUGCAGAUGUCCAUGAACUUCAACACAUCGGUUUACCCAUCGCAAAUCACCCAAAUCGCCGAAGAGUUUGGUGUCUCAGAACCCAAAGCUAAAGUGUCUCAGAUGAUGUUUAUGAUCAUGUACGCUUUUGGCUGUGAGUUGUGGGCUCCAUGGUCUGAAGAAUACGGAAGAUGGCCCAUCAUGCAAUCUUCCUUGUUCCUCGUGAACAUCUGGCAGAUUUUGGGUGGUUUGGCUCCUAACUUUGCAUCCAUCAUUGUGGCCAGAUCCUUGGGUGGUCUUUCUUCUGCCGGUGGUUCUGUCACUUUAGGUAUGACUGCUGACAUGUGGGAGCCUAAUGACCAGGGCUUUGCCGUGGCUUAUGUGGUGCUUUCUUCUGUGGGUGGUUCCUCCAUUGGUCCUAUCUUUGGUGGUAUCAUGGCAGACAACUUGAGCUGGCACUGGAACUUCUGGAUCCAGUUGAUCUUUGGUGGUGUGGUUCAGAUUGCUCAUUUCUUCCUUGUUACUGAAACCAGAACGCCAAUCUUGAUUGACAGAGAGGCCAAGAGAAGAAGAAAGACUGGCGAAGACGACAAUAUCUGGGGCCCAGGUGAAAUCAACGGUAAGCUGUUGACCAUCAAGGAGGUGCUCACUAUCUGGAGACGUCCAUUCGAGAUGUUCCUUAGAGAACCUAUCGUGUUGUUCCUUUCCUUGCUUUCUGGUUUCUCUGAUGCCUUGAUUUUCGUCUGUAUGGAGUCUUUCCCUCUUGUGUACGAGCAAUGGGGCUUUGGCAACACCGCUGCUGGUCUUGCGUUCAUUCCUGUCAUCAUUGGUUACAUCAUUGCAUACGGUAUCCAUCUUCCAGAUGUCUGGCGUCAAAAGUUCUUGAUCUACAACGAAGGUGAGGACUCCAGAUACGCUGAAAGACGACUCCUUGUCCUUCUUUUCAUUGCACCAUUGGAGCCUAUCGGAUUGUUCGGAUUCGCCUGGACAAGUAUGGGCCCCGGCCACAACCCAUGGAUAGCGCCCAUGAUCUUUAGUGCAUGCAUCGCCAUCGCCAAUUACAGUAUUUAUAUGUCGACAAUCGACUACAUGGUGGCUGCUUAUGGACCAUAUUCUGCUUCUGCAACUGGUGGUAACGGUUUUGCUCGUGACUUCCUUGCCGGUGUGGCUAUCAUGUACGCCACGCCGAUGUACCAGAACAUUGGAGGAGAGUUGCACUUGCAGUGGGCCUCCACCAUUCUUGGAUGCAUUGCCAUUUUGGUGGCCAUCCCAAUCUAUGUGUUUUACUGGAAGGGUCCUGCCAUCAGAGCCCGCUCCAAGUUUGCUCAAACCUUGGCUGCCGACAGAAAGGCCAGUAAGCAACACACUGCCACAGAGUGGGAGACCGAGAAGGAAGUCUAA